AUGUUGGCGGCUGGCGGCGUGAUGUGCAUUGGGGGACCAGCAUUGAUCUACUACGUGACGCCUUCCGAAGAAGAGCUCUUUCUGCGAUAUAACCCCGAGCUCCAACGACGCUCGUUACAGAACCGACAACAGAAGCAAGAAGACUUUGACAACUUCGUGGGUCGAUUGAAGAAUUACUCGAAGAGCGACAAGCCAAUCUGGAUUGAAGAACAAGUCCAAGCAGCGAAGCAGAAAGAAGCGAGCGUGCGAGCAGAACUCGACAGAAGGAGAACUGCCGAGGCGGAAGCGGAGGCAAGACGGCAGGAAAUCAAGAACAGUCUCCGCUAA
Saxophila tyrrhenica is the source of this 327-nucleotide messenger RNA. RefSeq names its product Assembly factor cbp4 (gene cbp4). The transcript has 4 exons. Bases 1 to 327 code for a protein of 108 amino acids. Gene Ontology annotation, cellular component: mitochondrial membrane. The record is from RefSeq and is a predicted model, not a curated record. Gene Ontology annotation, biological process: mitochondrial respiratory chain complex III assembly. Lineage: Eukaryota; Fungi; Ascomycota; Dothideomycetes; Mycosphaerellales; Extremaceae.